UCUCUCUCUCUCUCUCUCUCUCUCUCUCUCUCCAGAAAAAAAAGAUGUUUCUUCCACAAAGCCUCUUGUUAAAUAUAAUUUUAUUUUUGGUGGUGAGUGGUGGGGGUGAGUUUGAGGCACCACCUUUAGUGUGUGUGUGUGUGUGGACUUUGAGCUUCUGAGCCAAUGAAGAGGGGAUGUGCAAAUGAGCCCGGCUCACCCGCGGUGUAAGGGGAGUGGAGAGAGAGGGAGAGGCAAGCGACUGAGGAAACUAACCACAUAGUGCAGGGAACUCUGCCUUGCAAAGACCUCUCCACUCUUUCUCUCUCCCUCUCGCUGUGAUCUUGGACUAACUGGGAUCCUUCUGAUUGUCUCUAACCCCCAUGAGGGUCUUGCAACUUUAACGUUAGUGUGGACGCCUGGGAGGUUUAGAAAACGGUCCCAAAAUGAAGCGUAAGAACCACAUGGCCAAGGCUCUGUACGACAACGUCCCCGAGUCGGCGGAGGAGCUGCUGUUCCGCAAGGGUGACGUGCUGACGGUGAUCGAGCAGAAUACGGGCGGCCUGGAGGGCUGGUGGCUCUGCUCGCUACACGGCCGACAGGGCAUCGCCCCCGGCAACCGGCUCAAGCUGAUGGUCGGGCCUAUCUACGAAGACUCGGAGGCGGGGGGCACCUCCGCCGAAGCGCAGGGUGCCUACCAGAUCCCGGUGGGCCGCCAGGGACCGCCAGGCAGCGGCAGCCCCUACCGCGACCCCAUCUACCAGGUGCCCCCUCAACAUGGGGGGCAGGGCAUUUACCAGGUGCCCCCCGCCCCGAUAUCACACACGCCACAGGGACACGAGACUUAUCAAGUACCGCCGUCCAUACAGAGGACCACCUGGGGGGCAGAGGGGACCCCUCCCACCAGUAAGGUGAUGACUCCAAUCAGAUGUGGACAAGGCUACGUCUACGAUUCUCUGUCGAGGCAAAAGAUGUACGAUAUCCCAGCUGCUCAUCACCAAGGGCUGUACGACAUUCCCCCUUCUGCGCUGAAGGGAGCGACCCAUCAGAUACAAGCCGAGGGGUUCAGGGCCAGGGGGCUGUAUUCCAUCCCGUCAAGUUUGGCCAAGGAUAAUCAGAGUCUUUACGACGUCCCGCCGUCUGUGUACAAGGAGACGUUUGGUGGUGGGGACAAGGAGUCGAACUACGACUUCCCGCCACCGAUGAGGCACCUGGCGGACCCACUAAGUUGCCCCAAGGCUGAGGGUUUGUACGAUAUCCCUCCGGCGUCGGUGAAACCGCCGCCCCCCGGCCUCCCGGUGGGUUCGGUGAAGCAGUCCAUCUACGAUGUGCCGCCUGCGGUGGCCAGCUCGGAGUUGCUUUCCAGCAGACUGUGCGGCGUCUAUGACAUCCCAUCGGCCGGCAGGCGGCCGAGCCUGCAGGGGGACGUGUACGAUGUUCCGCGGGGAGUGCUGGAGCUGGGCCGGCCCGCCACGCCGGGGGAUGGGGCCUCUUCGGUCUACGACGUGCCGCCGCGGGUCUCGCAGGACGGGGCGGCGGCGGUGGCGGCGGCGGACGGGAUGAACCGCCUGUCGUUCUCCAGCACCGGCAGCACCCGCAGCAACAUGUCCACCUCCUCCUCCACCACCUCCAAGGAGUCCUCGGUCUGCGCCUCGCCCGUCCCGGAGAAGAAGGCGCCGCCGGGGGGUGACCCGGAGUCGGCCUUCGACAGGCUCAACCAACUCCAGCAGGCCCUGGACGGCUCGGUGCGGGGCCUCCAGGCCUUCGUCUCCCCCGACUGGCGGUCGUACGAGGCGAUGGGGAAGAACCUCAACGACAUCCACGCCGCCGUCGACAAAGUCAAGCACUCGCUCCAGGGCUUCAUGGCCUUCGCCCAGGGGGCCUUGGCCAACGCAGCCCGCCUGCCCGACUCCGCGCUCCACAACAAGCUGAGGAAACAACUGCAGCGCCUGGACGACUCCUACCAGAUCCUGCUCCACACCGGCCAGGCCCUGGACAACAGCAACUGGUCCCUCAACCUCCUGCUGGCCAACAAGCCCCUGGGCAAGAGCGACAACCUCGACCGGUUCCUCAUGGUAUCCAAGAUGGUGCCGGAUGAUGCCAGGCAGUUGGCAUCCUCCGUCAGUGCCAACGCCGAGCUCUUGUUCCGGCACAACGGCGGCGGCGGCGGCAUCGUCGGGGCGACCAACCUCCAGACCGUCCAUGAGAUGAACCAGGGGCCCGCGGACGACCAGGCCUCCACCAACUGCAACCAGACCCACCCACAGGCCGACCAGACCUUGAUCCAGAUACAGUCGCUGUACGGCCCACCGCACCGGGAACACCAGGACCACGGCAAAAAUAAAGAGCUCUUCGAUAAGAGUUGGAUGGAGGACUACGAUUACGUCCACUUGCAGGGGAAAGAUGAAUUUGAGCGACAACAAAGGGAACUUCUGGAAAAAGAGAAUAUAAUUAAACAGAAUAAAGUGCCUCUGGAACAACAUCAGUUGAACCAGUUCCAGGAACUGGAGAAAGAGGUCACCAAGCCAGUCGAGAACGAUUUGUCGAAGUGGAAAGUACGGCAUCACGUUCCCCAGAAGAGCAGCAGCCUGGGCCCACAAGACAAACAGCUGCUCGUCUUCUACUCCGAGCAGUGCGAGACCCACUUUGUGACGCUUCUGAACGCCAUCGACGCCUUCUUCAGCUCCAUCAGCAGCGGGCAGCCCCCCAGAAUCUUCGUGGCCCACAGCAAGUUCAUCAUCCUCAGCGCCCACAAGCUGGUCUUCAUCGGGGACACGUUGUCGCGGCAGGCCGUGGCCCAGGAUGUGCGCAAUAAAGUGUUGAACUACAGCAACCUGCUGUGCGAAUUUCUGAAGAGGAUCGUCACGGCAACCAAGAUGGCCGCCUUGCAGUACCCCAGCACUGCCGCAGUGCAGGACAUGGUCGACAAGGUCACUGAACUGUCCUGUCACUCGCACCAGUUCAAAGUCCUUCUACUGCACCUGGCGUCCUUAUGAAGGGGGCUCGCAAAGCGCUGGUGUAACUCGGCGGGUCGGGCAGCAUCUCUGGAGGAAAAAAAAGACACAAAGUGCUGGAGUAAUUCAGCGGGUCAGGCAGCAUCUCUGGAGGAAAAAAAAAGACACAGAGUGCUGGAGUAACUCAGCGGG
Molecule: messenger RNA, 3125 nt
Organism: Amblyraja radiata (thorny skate)
Lineage: Eukaryota; Metazoa; Chordata; Chondrichthyes; Rajiformes; Rajidae
Gene: nedd9
Product: neural precursor cell expressed, developmentally down-regulated 9
Exons: 7
Coding region: 426-2975 (849 amino acids)
Biological process (GO): cell migration; cell surface receptor protein tyrosine kinase signaling pathway
Cellular component (GO): cytoplasm; plasma membrane
Molecular function (GO): protein binding
Source: RefSeq, a predicted model, not a curated record